This is a messenger RNA of Lingula anatina, 2316 nucleotides long. RefSeq names its product ciliary microtubule associated protein 1A. Gene Ontology annotation, cellular component: cytoskeleton. Lineage: Eukaryota; Metazoa; Brachiopoda; Lingulata; Lingulida; Lingulidae. The record is from RefSeq and is a predicted model, not a curated record.
UCUAAAGUUUUUCUGUAUAGAAAUUAUUAAAUGUUAACGAAUUCAAGCUAUCACAUGUAGAUAUAUGUAUAUAUAGAUAUAGAUAUGACUUAUGGAGCACAAGCUAUGUUUGAUCAGUUAAUUUGGAACAAUCUACUGACUGGGACAUCGAAAGUUCUAGAAUGACGAAAGUUCUAGGCUGUGAGCAAAGUCCCAUGGGACGGAACAUUAGCCGGCAAUUAAGUUUUCGUGUAACGCAGUAGUUUAGUGUGGAUUUCAUGCUGCCGCAUAGAGUUUAUACACCCUUAUUAGUUAAAACAUUUCAACAAAAGGCACAACUAGGGGUACCGACACAACUAAUGCUGUGCCGUGUCGUUCUCGUGAUCUUCACUAUCACCCGAAUUGUUUUUUUACGGAGUAACGCGGGGAAAAUUUUUACAAGCUCAAAGAAAUAAACGCGCAAUAUUUCAGCAAAUGUAGAUAAGUGAUAGACUAAUACGAAGUAUGACUAUUUAAGAUAUUACUAAUGGCAAAGCUGAUUGAGCCACGGCACGUUGUUUUGAUAAAUCAAUAAUGGCCGAAAAUAAUAAUGGCGGCGUUGUUGCUAAGGAUAGCUAAGGGUGCAAAACAAAGUUAUGUGAAUGACUCUUAGUGAGCAUGGCGUCCCCUAGCAGCAUAUGGCGACAUAGUUAGAAGAAGUUUAUGUACAGUGCUGAUUUCUUGACAACUUCAAGGGAUACAGAAUUUUACACUCAAGAUGGUAUACAACUAUACCAGACCCAGAGGGCCUAUUGCUGCCAUGUACAGCAGCCCUGGACCUUGCUAUGCUUUACCAGGACUUGUAGGUCAACGGAACCAUGACAUAAGAAGCUCACAUGGAAAAGCUCCUGCAUAUGUCUUUGGAAUUAGGCAAGGCAAAAUUGUAGAUGACUGUAGCCCUGGACCCUGCCAUUUCCCUACUGCCAAAAUCUAUCGUGAUGGCCAAGAUGGCACACCUCAUUACUCUUUGUACAGCCGCCAGAAGUCUGGCCGUCAUUUCAAUGUCCCAGGCCCAGGCACUUACUCCCCGGAAGCUGUUGGCCAAAGUGCCUAUUAUCGCCAUCCUAAAUACAGCUUUGGUUCACGCCACAAAAACAGGAGGACUGACAGCAUCCCUGCACCUAACAACUACUGCCUUCCUGGAAUGACUGGCAAAACUAUCCAGAGCGGCAAACGUCAAGCUCCAUGCUACUCUCUGACUGGACGCAGUAAAACGGGAAGCUUCCAUGAGGAUUUACAAAAGACCCCUGGACCUGGCACAUAUAACACCACUAAUCCAUCAGUGAACAAGGAAAGGGCCCCACUUUACAGUAUGACCAGCAGAAAUGUUAUGCCAGGGGACACCACCCAGAAGCCAGGACCAGGAGCCUAUUCUCCAGAGAAGGUUUGGAUAAACAAAGUUGAGCAACCGUUGUUCUCAUUUGGAAUCCCACAUUCUCAAUAUUUGGCACCGUUAAUCAUUGCAGUUGAUGAUUAGAAAAAGUCACUUAUGGACAUUGAACUUAAGGAUAUGAACAGUAUACUCUACUUCUGACAUUACCUUGUUAUUAGUAACAUUAAGAUGAUAAGGAUUUCACUUUUUGCCAAUAUCAGAGCAACACUUGUCAUAGAACACACAUUUUCUUAUAAUUAAUAUUACUUAAUUGACACUGAUUCUUUGGAAUUUAUUGAAGGUGGUUAAAAAAGAAUACAGUGGCCUAGAAAAGAUAUUGUAGACCAAUGCACAUCGUGCUGUAAGAGAUUGUUAAAGCUAAAAUAGUAAUAUUAUGCAUCAAUGUGCCAAAAAAACACACUACUAGUCAAGUAAAAAUUGUUGUAAUUUAAUCUAUUUGUGUAUGUGUAUAUGUGCAAAUUUGCUCAUUUGAGGUAUUUAACAUAUUGUAACUUAUACAGAAUGAUUUGAAUAAAUUAUCUACUGAAUUUUGUUUCAAGAGUUAUUUUUAGUUUUGUUGCUACUAUAUAUGUCCUGGAAUUGGCCUGUGUUUGUAAAAGUAUUAGAUGAGUAAUAAUGUUGUAGUAGCUCACAUCUUAAGUAUUGUUAGUAGUAUAUUUGAAAAAUAAUUUAAUGCACAUGCAUUUUCAUCACCUUAAGAUCUAUUUCCAUUUCUUGUGCAUGUGUCAGUUUUUGCUUUACAGAUACAAAAGAUGGUUAAAUGGCUUGCAGCCACAAUAUUUGACAUAGAAAAUGACCAUAUGUUUUUACACACAAUUUGUUCCAUGGCCGUUCACUAAAACACACACACAGAAAAAAUUUGAAUAUUUUGUCAAAGCAUCUUGUUUUAAUGUAAAUUUUAUUUA